Messenger RNA from Anolis sagrei ordinatus, 908 nucleotides. RefSeq names its product apolipoprotein A-V-like. The record is from RefSeq and is a predicted model, not a curated record. NCBI's taxonomy places the organism in Eukaryota, Metazoa, Chordata, Lepidosauria, Squamata, Anolidae.
CCAGGUGCCGGGUGGCGGGGGUCUACGGCCAGGCACCCAAACGUCCCGCUAUCUCCUCUGGCCUCUUGCAUAAAAGGAGAACCACUGCAUGCAUCCUAGGGAUCCUGGCAAAAGGAGGCAGCAAACCCCUUGCAAACAGAGUCCGAGGACCGCCAUGAUGCCUGGCGUGGCUCUUCUCACAGCAUUCCUGUUGGCCUUCUCAGCCUCCCAGGCCGGUCCUCUGCUGAGCAGCUCCGGAGACGAUGCCCGCCAAUUGACUCGCGACAAGGAUGCUGCAGAAGAAGCCCAGCGGCUCAAAUUGGGGCAAAGGACACCAAACCUGAAGGAUCGCCUCCAGGAUGGCGAUGGCCACCCCAUGUCCUAUCUUCUGGAGAAGCUGUCUACGUUGACCGGUGGCCUGCAGCCCUUGUCCUAUCAAGACGCGAGGAGCCUUCGGGAGCUGAUCGGGAGGGAGAUGGAGGGCCUCCACACAAAGAUCUCUCCUUACCUGGGUGAAGAGGGCCAGCAGGUUGGACAGGCCUUGGAUGACGUACGCUGCUGCUUGGUGCCUGUCGCGGAGGAAGUGAUGAACCAGGUCUCACUCCUCGCAGAGGAGCUCAACCAGCAGCUCGGGCUGUCGAGUCCCUCCCUUGACGGUGUGGAUGUUGUGGCUCAGCAAGUGGCAAAGGAUUUUUCUGACAUGUCUGAGGAUGAGGGGUUUCAAAGUGAUGGGUCUGUCAAUGGACGAAGAGACACAGGCAGUUGAGGCUGAUGUUUUGCAUUCCUGUGAUCAUUCAAGUGAAACCCAUUCUCUUGGGAAACUGCCUUCAGCCAAUGGGGAGUUUUCCCGAGAAGCCAGAUUAGAUUUGAGAACGAAGGGAGUGAAAAAUAGACUAAUUAGACAUUCUGAGAGAAUCCGUGAGAAGACC